AUGUGUGUAUUUACAAUGUGUUUUAUAGGUUAAUUUCCUUAAAUAGUGCCAAAGGAAAGAGGAUGGAACCCGAAAAUACUGCCAAGGAAAGAGUCCUCAUCACUGGAGGAGGCGGUUAUUUUGGCUUCCGUUUAGGUUGUGCCAUAUACCAAAAGGGAGUUGAUGUGAUUCUCUUUGAUGUUGUGAAGCCACUUCAAACCGUGCCAGAGGGAAUAAAGUUUAUGCAAGGGGAUGUCUGUUGCCUGUCUGAAGUGGAAGAGGCUCUUAGAGAUGUAAUCUGCGUAUUCCAUAUCGCUUCCUAUGGCAUGUCUGGCAGGGAGCAGCUGAACCGAAAACUUAUAGAAGAUGUUAACGUGAAAGGAACAGAAAAUGUCAUCCAAGCCUGCAAGAGCACAGGAGUGUCGAGUCUGGUUUAUACAAGUACAUAUAACGUGAUAUUUGGAGGUCAGAUUAUAGAAAAUGGGGACGAAUCUCUGCCUUAUCUACCUCUUCACCUUCAUCCAGAUCACUACUCCCGGACCAAAUCUUUAGCUGAAAUGAAGGUGCUGGAGGCAAAUGGUGCUGAGCUUGGAAAUGGGAAAGGUGUAUUAAGGACUUGUGCUCUCCGACCAGCAGGCAUCUAUGGGCCUGGAGAACAAAGACAUCUUCCAAGAAUAGUUAGUUACAUUGAAAGGGGACUGUUUAAAUUUGUGUAUGGAGAUCCUCUUAGUUUAGUAGAAUUUGUACAUGUAGACAAUCUAGUUCAGGCUCAUAUCCUUGCCUCUGAGGCCCUCAAAGCCAACAAAAAGCACAUAGCUGCAGGCCAAGCCUAUUUUAUUUCAGAUGGCAGGCCUGUAAAUAACUUUGAAUUUUUCCGACCGUUAGUGGAAGGUUUGGGUUACAAGUUCCCAACCCGUCGUCUUCCUCUCUCCCUUGUCUAUUUUUUUGCAUUCCUUACUGAAGUAGUUCAUUUUCUUGUAGGUCGCGUUUAUAAUUUUCAGCCUCUCCUCACUCGCACAGAGGUUUACAAAACUGGUGUCACGCAUUAUUUUAGUAUGGAGAAGGCCAGAAAGGAGCUGGGGUAUGAGCCUCAGCAAUAUAGCCUGAAGGAAGUGGUCGAGUGGUUUAGAUCUCGGGGAUGUGGACCAAAGCAGAGAAAGUACACCAUGAUGCACCUUGCUAGGGAUGGAGGAUUGCUCUUGCUGCUGAUUGCUGUGAUGGUCUCGUGGUUUCCAUCUGUAGUUACAUUUCCACUCUGAAAGAUGCAACGCUGAGUAUGGAGGACAGAAUUUACUUAUGUUCUCUGAACACUCUUGGUUUUGACAGACAGAUA
Nipponia nippon (crested ibis) is the source of this 1312-nucleotide messenger RNA. It is a transcript of the gene SDR42E1, whose product is annotated as short chain dehydrogenase/reductase family 42E, member 1. Gene Ontology annotation, molecular function: oxidoreductase activity, acting on the CH-OH group of donors, NAD or NADP as acceptor. Gene Ontology annotation, biological process: steroid biosynthetic process. The record is from RefSeq and is a predicted model, not a curated record. Lineage: Eukaryota; Metazoa; Chordata; Aves; Pelecaniformes; Threskiornithidae.